Molecule: messenger RNA, 549 nt
Organism: Ooceraea biroi (clonal raider ant)
Lineage: Eukaryota; Metazoa; Arthropoda; Insecta; Hymenoptera; Formicidae
Source: RefSeq, a predicted model, not a curated record
UAUAUAAUGAAUAAAUACGUAUGCAAUGUCAGGAAUUAAUAGAUACUUUCUUUUAUUUUUGUAGAUGUCUACACUACUUCUACACUAAUGAGAGAUUGGAGACCCACUCCGUGGAUUGCAGCAAGAUGAACGAAUGCGCCAUCGUCUUACCCAACGAAGUGGACAAGUGGCUAAGUUUCACUAACUACAACAGGAAGGAGCGAAUGCCGUUCGUCGUGUACGCCGAUCUGGAGUGCAUCCUGCAGAAGACGGAGGAGGAGAACGACCCGAAGCUGUACCAGCGUCACCGGGUAUUCAGCAUCGGGUAUUAUGUGCGGUGCUCCUACGACGACUCGCUAUCCGAGUACCGAUCCCGUCGCGAUACCGAUUGUAUAUCGUGGUUCGUCGAAGAAUUAAGAAGUUUAGCGUAUCGCGUGAAAGCGAUUUUGUAGAGAAAUGUCCCCAUGGUAGAAUUAACUCGAGACGAGCGCGAAAAAUUCAAUAGCGCGACGCAGUGUCAUAUCUGCAAGAAACCGUUCGUGCCGGACAACACGCGGGUUCGUGACCAUU